UGUCAAUAUUAGUUAAUGAAAAUAAGUGGCAGCGUCGUAUACUUGCACGAUUUGAAGGGAAGUGUGAUCAAAACAAACCAGAAAAUAUAUAAAUAAAUAAUAUGUCGCAUUUCCUGACGCGGUUAAUUCUACUGUAUUCCUUUUUUAUAAGUAAUAUACAUUGGAAAAAAUCAUCCACACAAUAUACCAAGGCGGAAGAAGUGAUAUUUGAAAGCAAAAUAUUGGAAAAUGAGUAUAUCGUGCAGUACCGGCACUAUUACUUUCCGGCUGCGAGACGAAAAUUCUUAAUUGCUGCCUUCCGUCGUUCCAAUAUUGCUAAUUGGAACAUAAUUGAACGACAGAAUGCUGCACUUCAUUACCCAAGUGAUUUUGAUGUUAUACGAUUGGAUGCAGUCGACUAUCGACGAUCUACUCAUCUAACACCACUUGAAUUGCAUCCACUUAUAAAAAAAAUAACGCCACAACGUAGUCUGCAAAGAAUCUUAAAUUUUAAUACCACUCAUGAACGUAUAGGUCGACACCUAUUGCGCUCAGUGCCUACCCAAAUCACAAAUAUGCUAAAAGCUGAUGUGUUGUGGGGAAUGGGCAUCACGGGUGCAGGAGUGAAAGUGGCCGUUUUCGAUACCGGUUUGGCUAACGCUCAUCCGCAUUUUCGUCGUGUAAAGGAGCGCACUAACUGGACAAAUGAGAAAUCUUUAGAUGACGGUGUUAGUCACGGCACUUUUGUUGCGGGAGUUAUUGCAUCAGCUAAAGAAUGCUUAGGCCUAGCGCCAGAUGUGGAGCUACACAUUUACAGGGUUUUUACCAAUUCGCAGGUGUCAUACACAUCUUGGUUUUUGGACGCUUUCAAUUAUGCUAUUUUCAAAAAAAUUAAAGUUCUGAAUUUAAGCAUAGGGGGCCCAGAUUUUCUGGAUCAUCCGUUUGUAGACAAGGUGCUUGAAUUAUCUGCAAAUAAGGUUAUUAUGAUCUCUGCAAUCGGAAACGACGGUCCACUCUACGGUACACUCAACAACCCAGGCGAUCAAAGUGAUGUUAUAGGCGUAGGCGGAAUAAAUUUCGAACAAAAAGUAGCAAAAUUUAGUUCUAGAGGCAUGACCACUUGGGAGCUACCUUGGGGUUAUGGUAGACUAAAGCCCGAUAUUGUAACGUUUGGUAGUCAGGUGAAAGGCAGCAAUGUUCAUGGUGGCUGCCGUUCGCUCUCUGGCACUUCAGUUGCUUCUCCAGUGGUAGCCGGAGCUGUGGCGUUAAUAGCAAGCGGCGCACUCUCAAAACUGGACCUCAUCAAUCCCUCAUCUAUGAAACAGAUAUUAAUCGAGGGAGCGGAACGUCUACCCGAUAAUAAUAUGUUUGAACAGGGGCAUGGGAAGCUUGAUAUAUUGAAAAGCAUGCAAUUGCUGUUAACAUAUGAGCCAAAAAUAACUCUUAGCCCAGAAUAUUUGGAUUUCACCGAUAGUUAUAUGUGGCCAUAUAGCUCACAGCCGAUUUUCUAUGGCAGCAUGUCGGUCAUUGCAAAUGUUACCAUAUUAAAUGGAAUAGCCGUGACGGGAGUAAUCAAGGAAGAGCCAGUAUGGCACCCACAUGCAGAUAGACAUGGAAAUGUUUUAAAUAUUGCGGUUUCUUAUUCGGCAAGUUUAUGGCCAUGGUCAGGGUGGAUGUCGGUUCAUAUAGCUGUAAAUAAAAAUGGUCAUGAUUUUAAAGGUGUUGCUGAAGGACAUAUAAGUCUAGAAAUCGAGUGCUUACAGGAACAGCAAGAACGAACUGUUUUGACCAAAAUAAACUUUCCUCUAAAGGUAGCUGUCAUACCGAAACCUCCCCGAAAUAAGCGAAUACUUUGGGAUCAAUUCCACAGUUUGAAAUACCCUCCGGGUUAUAUACCACGUGACAACCUGAAAAUUAAAUCCGAUCCGCUAGAUUGGCGUGCCGAUCACCUGCAUACCAAUUUUCGUGAUUUGUAUACCCAUUUGCGCAAUACUGGCUACUAUAUAGACAUUUUGCGUAUGCCCUACACUUGCUUCAACGCUUCUGAGUAUGGCACACUCCUCAUCGUUGACCCCGAAGAAGAAUACUUCGAUGCAGAAAUAAAAAAGAUUGAAAAUGAUGUAUAUAAUGAAGGAUUGAGCGUGAUAGUAUUUGCUGAUUGGUAUAAUACUACGGUAAUGAAAAAAAUUAAAUUUUUCGACGAAAAUACCCGCCAAUGGUGGAUACCGGAUACGGGGGGUGCUAAUAUACCAGCGCUAAAUGAGUUACUAAAGGCUUAUGGCAUUGCGUUUAGUGAUUUCAUCGCCGAAGGUUUUUUCACCAUGGGCGAUCAUUCAAUGUAUAUUGCCAGUGGCACAACUUUAGCGAAAAUACCGCGUGGAACAGACGACAUCGUUAUAGGUGCAGAUGUGCAUGAUCAAGGCUUUGAGAUUUUAGAAAACCCCAAUACGGUUGAUAAUAAAAAGGUAUUCAAGCCAAUUCUAGGCCUCUUUCAAACUGAAAACGAGCUACGCAAGCAAUUUUUAGUGGAUAAUGCGCAAACACCUUCUAGCUAUGAAGAGAAUAAUGUUGAGCAACCAAAUAUUGAGACAGAGAUAUCAGCUGAAAGGAAUCCAAUAAUCAACAAACGCAUAUUGCUCGAUUACAAAAUUGGAAAAUUCAGUAACAAUAAUUACAACAAAAACAAUGAUGACACACUUAAUAAGCCUUCUGAAAAGAAUAGUAAAAAUUCAAAACAAAGACUGCAACCUAUGUCGAUAAGCAGCACCAGUUCAAGUGGACGCAUUGCAGUGUUCAGUGAUUCAAAUUGUUUAGACUCCAUUCACCUGGAGAAGGCAUGCUUUUGGUUAUUGGAUGCUAUACUUGAAUACACCAUGCAUUCGCACAAAUCUGAACUGCUGCAAAAAUUGAAUCACGUUUCAGAGUUUUAUCCCAAUUCUGUGCGAACUCCGCCAUUGCGUUUACAUAGCAGUAAUUUGCAUUUGCACUCGAAAGUUAUUGACUCAAAUAACAAAUUUCACAAAAAAGAGACUGGGGCAUGUGAAAACCUCGAUUGGCUGCAUCCGCAGAGUGUUAACGCAGCUGAACUCAAAUUAACUGCGAAUCGAGUGAAGCAAAUCGAUUUGAAUUUACUAAAAGCUAAUGCAGAUCGAAACGUUGCGGAGAUAUUAAAUGCACAUGUCGGGGCUAAACUCAAUUCCCUGCCAUUGGGCCCGGAUGAUGAAAGAACCAUUAAAAUGUCUCUGAUUUUCAUUAUGCUGCUGACAAGUUUAGUUCUCAUUUUCUUUUUAAAAUGUUUUAGAAGAAAAAGAGGUUGAUUAUUGGCAUAGUUUUUCAUGAUGUUAAAAUAAGUUUUUUUCUAUACCAAUGUAGAAUUAAUUAAUUUAGAUAAUAAAUAUUAUAAAACAUUUAAUAAUACAU
Messenger RNA from Rhagoletis pomonella (apple maggot), 3399 nucleotides. It is a transcript of the gene S1P, whose product is annotated as membrane-bound transcription factor site-1 protease. Bases 102 to 3296 code for a protein of 1064 amino acids. Gene Ontology annotation, cellular component: Golgi apparatus. Gene Ontology annotation, biological process: proteolysis. The transcript has 6 exons. The record is from RefSeq and is a predicted model, not a curated record. NCBI's taxonomy places the organism in Eukaryota, Metazoa, Arthropoda, Insecta, Diptera, Tephritidae. Gene Ontology annotation, molecular function: serine-type endopeptidase activity.